AUGGACCAGUCGCGGCCGCUGUGGGAGGUCCACGUGCUGGACUUCCCGACCUCCGAGGCGGCGUGCGCCGUGGCGCUCCGCAUCCACCACGCGCUCGGCGACGGCACGUCGCUGGUGUCGCUCCUCCUGGCGUGCACGCGGAGCGCUGCCGACCCCAGGGCCCUGCCGGCCAUGCCAUCCGCGCAGCCGCCGCCUCCUCCCAGUGCGCGGCGCAAGCAGGGCCGGCGCGUCUACGGCGCCCUGCCGAGGCCCGCGUGGUCGGCGGGCGCCCUGGCGCUCGCCGCGUGGGUCCUGGCGUGCGCCGUGCUCGCGUGGAACACCGUGGUGGACGUGGCGCGCUUCGUCGCCAUGGCGCUGCAGCUGGUGCGCGACCCGCCCACCGUGUUCGCGGGCGUCGAGUUCAGGCGCAAGCGGUUCGUCAUGCGCACCCUCAGCCUCGACGACGUCAAGCUUGUCAAGCAGGCUCUCGGCUGUGUGAGUAGUCGUCGUAACACACCAUGCAUGCGCAUUUUUAUUCUUCUACCGUUCUACGUACUGCUAGCUGUAUAG
Miscanthus lutarioriparius is the source of this 549-nucleotide messenger RNA. Lineage: Eukaryota; Viridiplantae; Streptophyta; Magnoliopsida; Poales; Poaceae. The record is from the annotation of a GenBank genome assembly.